Arabidopsis arenosa is the source of this 1008-nucleotide messenger RNA. The record is from the annotation of a GenBank genome assembly. NCBI's taxonomy places the organism in Eukaryota, Viridiplantae, Streptophyta, Magnoliopsida, Brassicales, Brassicaceae.
UUUUCCAUAUCCAAGAAGAGAACAAAAAACAGAAUGCAGAUCAAAACACUCUGUUUCAUUCCUCUGUUUUUUGCUCUGUUUUGCUUUCACGCCAUAUCUUCGUCUGCUUACAGUUUCAACUUCGAUUACUUCGGUAAUGGAACUGAUCUAAUGACAUUCCAUGGCGACGCCGAGUAUGCUCCAGAGCCCGAUGGUAUGAGCAAGUCAGGAGCUCUUGGAUUGAGCCGUGAUAAUGUCCCUUUCUCUCAUGGUCGAGCCAUUUUCAUCAAUCCAAUCCCUUUCAAACCUAAUGCUUCUUCUUCCUCUGUCUAUUCUUUCAAAACUUCUUUCACUUUCGUCAUUAGUCCUCGCCGGAAAAACCCUAAUCCCGGUCAUGGCCUCGCCUUUAUUGUCGUCCCCAACGAUAAAAACGACUCCGCUUCCGGUUUAGGCUACCUCAGUCUUGUGAACCGGUUUAACAACGGUAAUCCCAAGAACCAUCUCUUUGCUGUCGAAUUCGAUGUCUUUAAAGACAAGUCUCUUGGUGACAUUAACGAUAACCAUGUUGGAAUCAACAUUAAUUCGGUUAAUUCAACGGUUUCUAAGAAAGCCGGUUAUUGGAUUCAAUCAAGAACCGGAGGAAAAAGCCGGUGGUUGUUCAAGGAAUUGAAGCUAAGUGAAAAUGGAUACAGGGCUUGGAUAGAGUACGAGAACGGGAAAGUGACAGUCACGAUAGGACGUUCGCAGGAAAAACCGAAGAGGCCAUUGAUCGAAGCGAGAGUCGAUCUUUCUAAGGUUUUUUUCGAGAAAAUGUAUGCCGGUUUUGCCGGUUCAAUGGGACGUGGCGUCGAGCGUCACGAGAUCUUGGACUGGAGUUUUGAGAACAGUGCCAAAAACUAAUAAACCAGUUUGGUUCGGCUUGGUUUAGGCCGAAGUUGUUACUGGUUGGUUUUACAGCAUCGUUUUCUGUCGUGAAUCUCGUGAUCCUGCUAGUGAUAUAGUUGAAGCUAAUAAAUGCUUAAGUUAUGG